Molecule: messenger RNA, 3536 nt
Organism: Amborella trichopoda
Lineage: Eukaryota; Viridiplantae; Streptophyta; Magnoliopsida; Amborellales; Amborellaceae
Source: RefSeq, a predicted model, not a curated record
UAGAGAGAGAAAAUUCACAAACCCUAAAAUUUAGCAGGCGUAGAGGUCGUCGUCAUGGCCAUGGCUUUCGCUUUUUUUACCUCUCCUUCCAUUGCAAUGAGGAGAGAUAAUCAUCACACAUGUGGACACGUAUACACGACAACUGCUCUCCAUCUCUCGAAAUCAACGGCCAGAUUAAAUCAAAUCUCUUUUUGGACGGCCUGGAUCUCGUACGCUAAGAGUCUGCCUUUCAAAGUCAUGGAUUCCUUGUUCCUUUAUUUAGAGAGGAAGGAAAGAGAGGUUUCGGACUCUUCUGGUGCACAUUUUCAAUGAGGAAUUUUGAGUGGUUGCAGGGUUUUCUCGAUUAAGUCGUCGCUUUUAACCUAUGCUUUGGACUCUGUUUCCAAAAGAUUUGUUGCAUUUUAAGGAGGAAUUUCUGAGCUUAUAUUGUUGAAGGAGUUAUCGUAAAAGGGAGAAGAGUAAUUGACAAUCACGAGUGUGACACUUGGUUGUUCCCUUCUGCUUUCUCUCCCCUAAAUAACCACCAAUGGGUUGGGGCAGUAUUUACAAAAGGCGCGUUAAGGUUUUCACUGUCGCAUUGAUCAUAUAUCUAGACUACAAGGCCUUGCAGAAGAGAGAGAAAUGGUUUAGCAAACCAAAAAGAUCUGCAUUAUGGGAAAUGGCUCAUGAACGCAAUGCCAAGCGGGUCUUGAAUUUGAUAAUAGAGUUGGAAGGUUUGUGGGUGAAACUUGGUCAAUACUUGUCAACAAGGGCUGAUGUUCUUCCUGAGCCCUAUAUAACUCUCCUUAAGCAAUUGCAAGACUCUCUUCCUCCACGUCCGUUGCAAGAGGUUUGUCACACCAUAGAGAAAGAAUUGGGCAAAUCCACGAGUGAUCUUUUCUCAAGAUUUGUUGAGACACCUCUUGCAACAGCAUCAAUUGCGCAAGUCCACCGUGCAUGUCUUAAGGAUGGUAAAGAGGUGGUUGUCAAAGUACAGCAUGAAGGCAUCAAAGCAAUCAUAUUGGAGGACCUGAAGAAUGCAAAGGCUAUAGUUGAUUGGAUUGCUUGGGCAGAGCCGCAGUAUAACUUCAACCCAAUGAUAGACGAGUGGUGCAAGGAAGCUCCUAAAGAACUUGAUUUCAACCUUGAAGCAGAAAAUACAAGAACAGUUUUUGAAAAUCUUGGAUGUAAAAGAGGGCACAACUUUCCUAUAUCCUCUAAUCAUGUCGAUGUGUUGAUCCCAGAAGUUAUUCAGUCAACCGAGAAAGUCCUUAUUUUAGAAUAUAUGGAUGGAGUUCGCCUGAAUGACUAUGAUGCAUUAGAAGCAUUAGGAGUGGACAAGCAAAAUCUUGUCGAAACAAUCACCAGGGCCUAUGCUCAUCAGAUCUAUGUUGAUGGUUUUUUCAAUGGCGAUCCUCAUCCUGGAAAUUUCCUUGUGAGUAAGGAACCUCCAUUUCGACCUGUUUUACUUGAUUUUGGGCUUACAAAGUUGAUAUCAAAUUCAAUGAAGCGAGCCCUUGCUAAGAUGUUUCUGGCCAGUGCUGAGGGGGACCAUGUGGCGCUAUUGUCUGCUUUUGCUGAGAUGGGACUUCGUUUGCGUUUAGACAUUCCAGAGCAGGCCAUGGAGAUAACUAACAUAUUCUUUCGCACAUCAACGCCAGCCACUGAAGCUAUUGAAAACAUGAAAUCCUUGGCCAAGGAAAGAACAGAAAAAAUGAAGGUCAUCCAAGAAAAGAUGAAAACUGAGAAGAAGAAAAGCAAAACUUUGAAUCCUGUUGAUGCUUUUCCUGGUGAUGCAGUUAUCUUUACUAGGGUUUUGAAUCUUCUUCGAGGGCUUUCGGCUAUGCUGAAUGUUCGUAUAGCUUACCUGGACAUCAUGCGGCCUUUUGCUGAGACUACCCUCUUAGGAACACCUGGAAUUGGGUCUGAAAUGAACAGGCCAUGGAUUUUUGAGACACCUGCUCUUUCUGAUGUGGAGGUCAAACUUAGGAAGCUCCUACAUGAGUUUGGGAGUAACAAAAUACUCGGGAUUCAGAUUCACUAUUGCAAAACUAUUUCUAUUGCUUUCAGGGUCUGUGCAUACAAAGAUGGAAAGGUUGUAAUUGAUACUGCAGCUGGUGUGCUUGGGAGAUAUGACCCUAGACCAGUUCAACAUGAUAGCCUAUUUCCUAUGUUUUCUGCAACAAAGGGCGUCACUGCUGGGAUGUUACAUUGGUUGGUAGAUAAUGGAAAGUUAAAGCUCGAUGAGAGUGUUGCAAAUAUUUGGCCGGAGUUUGGCACCAAUGGAAAAGAGUCAACAAAGGUUCAUCAUAUACUUAACCAUACUUCCGGGCUGCAACAUGCAAUGGGGGAGGUCAUGAGAGGAGAUCCUUUGGUGAUGUGUGAUUGGAAUGAGUCAUUGAAACGCAUGACCAUGGCUUCUCCUGAGACUGAACCUGGGUCUGAGCAGUUUUAUCACUACUUGUCCUUUGGCUGGCUUUGUGGUGGAAUAGUAGAGAAAGCAUCCGGGAGAAGCUUCCAAGAGGUUUUGGAGGAAGCUUUUGUUCAUCCCCUCAACAUAGAAGGAGAGUUCUACAUCGGCAUCCCACCAGGUGUCGAGUCUCGACUAGCAACACUUACCCUCGAUACAGACGACCUGGAGACCUUUGCAGGGAGAAUUGGUCAGGCUAAUACUGUGUCUGCUUUACCCGUGCUAUUUAACACGCUCAACAUAAGGCGUGCCAUAAUACCUGCUGCUAAUGGGCAUUUUUCAGCCCGGGCACUAGCUCGGUUUUACGCAACCCUAGUCUCAGGAGGCUCCAUCCCUCCUCCCCAUAGCCCCAGAGAACCCCCCUUAGGUAGUCAUCCUCACAUCCCUAAGUUCCCCUCACAAGAAACCAAAAUCAAGACCAAAAGAAGUAGCAAGAACAAGAACACAGCCAAAACUAACAAUGAUAAGAAGCACAGCAACGAGGAUCUUCCCAGUGGCUCCAUCAAUCACAACAAUAAGUUUUACAAUGGUAAUGGAACUAGCAGUGAUGGUAAUACUAAAAUUUUUAAGAGCCCAUCCAUAAGGGAUGCAUUUAUGGGGGUGGGGGAUUAUGAAGGAUUAGUGCUCCCUAAUGGGAAGUUUGGGCUUGGGUUCAGGAGGUUUGGGUCAGGUUGUUUUGGUCACUCAGGGAUGGGUGGUUCAACUGGUUUUUGUGAUGUGAAGCAUGGGUUUGCAAUGGCUGUGACUUUGAACAAGAUGUCUCUUGGUGGGGUGACUAGAAAGGUGGUUCAGUUGGUUUGCUCUGAGCUUGGUGUUCCUUUGCCUGUUGACUUUGCAGAAACUGGGGAAACUGGACCGGACAUGCAGCCUACCAUUAGAACAUAUUAAUUUGAAGAAAACAAAAGAAUUAAGUUAUAAAGAUUUAUUGAUAGCAUGGUUUGGAAUUUUGAUUUAUAUGUUGUGAUUAUAGUAUAUUUAGGGGCUUGGGUCCUUGGCGAUCUGAGAAUCUCUUGUUUGUAUUGGCAUGUUUAGGUGUUAUUGAGUGCUUGAAAAUGGUUCAACAAAGGAGCCACGAGCUAUUUUGCAA